Molecule: messenger RNA, 2253 nt
Organism: Ziziphus jujuba (common jujube)
Lineage: Eukaryota; Viridiplantae; Streptophyta; Magnoliopsida; Rosales; Rhamnaceae
Product: F-box protein At3g58530
Exons: 12
Coding region: 150-1208 (352 amino acids)
Biological process (GO): SCF-dependent proteasomal ubiquitin-dependent protein catabolic process
Cellular component (GO): SCF ubiquitin ligase complex
Molecular function (GO): protein binding
Source: RefSeq, a predicted model, not a curated record
AGAGUGCAUAGGUCACUUUGGGGCAGGCCAAGCGUGAGACUUCGGCAAAAGAAUAUGACAGAUUUAUAAGGAUGUAAUUGCAAAACUUCCCAAUCGAUAAUAUACAUACUUGGCCAAAAGCCGCAAAGCGAAAAACACAGUGAUUGACAAUGGAAGCAGUGGAAGGAGAAACAGAGGAGCUUACUUGGAGCAGAGAAACAGUGCCUAAGGUUCUCAAACUCGUGAGCUCCAGAUUGUCCCAGAAAGACCUUAUUUCUGUUCUGUUGGUUAGCCCAUGGCUGAACCGGACUUUGGUCUCCUGUCCCUCUCUUUGGCUGACUCUUGACUUUCGUGAGAUGAAUAAUGCUGGGAAUAGACUUGCAGUUGCUCUUUCGCUGCCAAGAUAUAGGCACAUAAAGCAGAUAAACCUUGAAUUUGCGCAAGAUAUUGAAGACAAACAUCUUGAACUCGUAAAGGGCAAGUGUUUAGAUUCUCUUCAAAAUUUGGAGUCUCUGAAUCUGAAUGGCUGCCAGAAGAUCUCUGAUAAGGGAAUUGAAGCUAUAACCAGUGCUUGCCCCAAACUGAAGGUCUUUUCUAUUUAUUGGAAUGUGAGGGUGACAGAUGUUGGUUUAACACAUCUGGUGAAGAACUGCAAACACGUUAUUGAUCUGAACUUAAGUGGCUGUAAGAAUAUAUCAGAUAGAGGUUUGCAAUUAGUUGCCGAGCACUAUCCAGAACUAGAGUUCCUGAAUCUAACUAGGUGUGUCAAGUUAACAGACUAUGGCUUGCAGCAAAUAUUGAUGAAAUGCUCUUCCCUCCGGAGUCUAAAUCUAUAUGCCCUUUCCAGCUUCUCCAAUGAAACUUACAAGAAAAUAUCGCUUCUAUCCUAUCUCGAAUUCUUAGAUUUGUGUGGUGCCCAGAAUUUGUUAGAUGAUGGACUUGCCUGUAUAGCUAAAUGCAAAAGACUUGUCUCUCUCAAUUUGACGUGGUGCACGAGUAUCACCGAUGUGGGGGUCAUAGCCACCGCUGAGGGUUGUACGUCUCUCGAAUUUCUUAGCUUAUUUGGAAUAGUUAGAGUGACUGACAAGUGCCUGGAAGCCCUUUCAAGAUCUUGCUCACAUAAAAUCACGACCCUUGAUGUGAAUGGAUGUAUCGGAAUUAAGAGACGGAGCCGCGAUGAAUUGCUUCAGUUGUUCCCAAAUCUCAAGUGCUUUAAAGUGCAUAGCUGACAACUUCAAUAUACUUGGACGUUUAAAAAUGCAACUGUCCAAUUUCCUUGUAUUUAUGUAUUUUAAACGUGUAAGUUUUCAUGUUUGCUGGAUAUCUUAUGUUUAAUAUUUUGCUAUCCUGUUAUUUUAUAUCUGCUUGUUUUUAAUGGCAAACAAAAAGUUGAAUUUACACUAGUAUUCAAAAGAUGGAAAAUAAAACUUUCAAUACGACGGGAGUUCAUACUUCCAUGCUCUCACCUGUGUAUUGGAGGAGCACCAGACCAGAAUUAUUUUCCCAAAAGAGCCCCAAUGAUACCUUUUGAAAAAAUAAAAAAUAAAAAAUUAGCAUUUACACAAUUCCAGGAUAGCCCCCAGUGCCCACAUGAGCUGAGCAUUUGAGAAGUAAAUUGAAAAGACAAAAUACGAAGCUUCCAAGUUGCGGGUACAUAAAAACUGUGUUUUGGACUCAUCACCACAAACAGACCAAAAGCAUUAAACAACAUAUAAGCCCCAUCCAUAUGACGCCAUUCUCUUCCCCGCCAAGUACAAAACAACAUGACCGUGUCAGAUUAACAGUAGCUUUUACACAACCCUAGUUGUUGGUUACCAAACAAAACAGUACCAAAUGAACGGUAACCGCAAGCAUAAUUGUACAUGCCUCAAACCGAGAGUGAAUUGGCUUUCACUUAUUUACUUAAAUAACAUUUUCUUAAUAAAAUGAUUUAUUAUUACCCAUUGAUUUGACAAUACAAAUAUGGAAUUGAAAAUGAAACACGUAAAACUAAAAAUGAAAAAACAACCAGACAGGCAUCAUAUACCCAAUUACAAGUAGUCUUUAACAUUUUUUUAUUCAUAACCAUGAUUAAUUUAUGAUAUUAUUGUUAAUUAAAAAUCUUUUUUUGUCCAUAUUAUAAUUUAUUUUCUCAUUUAAAUUUUAUAUAGGCUAUGUGUUAUUGAAAUUUUAUAUAACUUUUUAUAUCUUAUUAUAUGCUAUUGGGCUAGGAUACACAAUACAUAAUUUCUUCUUUUGAAAAAAAAAAAGGAAAAAAAAAAAAAAAAAAGCAAA